Molecule: messenger RNA, 3037 nt
Organism: Physella acuta
Lineage: Eukaryota; Metazoa; Mollusca; Gastropoda; Physidae
Product: L-seryl-tRNA(Sec) kinase
Molecular function (GO): kinase activity; tRNA binding
Source: RefSeq, a predicted model, not a curated record
GAACAAAUAUAAUGAUGAACAUAUUGUUUUAGAUAGAAAUUGUGAUUUGUGGUGGGGAGAGGUUGAGUAGAACUCAGCCAUGUGAUUUUUGAGAAGAGUUGGUUUUUUGUGGUGAAAACUGGGGAUGGUCGGGAAAAAAGACACGCUGUAAAAGAAUGACGUCAUUCAUUAGUGAUACAUUUAGCCAUAACUGAAGGCUAAGCGGUUGGCUUUUACUAUCAAAACAUCCUUAAUUAUUUAAAUACUAGUUUUCUGUAACCGCUUCGUUUGCUUCCAACUUUCAUUCGUUUUUUUUAUAUAUCUCUGUGGCCGGUUUCCCCCCUCCCCACCCCUCAUCAUUACAAAAAGCCAGUCAACAUACAUUGAGGUCUCAAAAUCCCACCCCGUCUAUAAUUAAUUACCUUAGUUGUUAGAUGUUUUUUUUUUAAAAAGAAAUGUUAAACGUAUGCGUCACAUUUCUUUACUCCACCGUUUUAUCUCAAACUCAGCAUAUCGUAACCAAGUUCAAAUCAAGCACUAUCGUUUUGAGACUUUCAGCGUUAUAACUGUUUAAUUUGAUUUUAACGUUCAAUUUAAUAAAUAACUACACUACUUAGCAGUAACACAGUUAUUCUUAACCCUAGCUUGAUCAAACCCCAGUGGUUUGGUGAGUUAGUCUGGGGGAUUCGGCGGAGGUCAAGACACACACCCGACUCAUAUGAUUCACGAUCAGAUUUUGUUGGUGGGCACGAUAGAACUAUUAACUUUUUAUUAAGAAAGGUCUAGAUAAGUAAAAAGCAUGCUGCGUCGCAUUUCUUGAACCCCACCUUUUCAUCCCCCACUUAGCACAGCUUCACCAAGUUCACGCUCGCGCGUGACAUCAUGUACUGGUACUGCCGACCGUUAGGCUAAUUUUACAGAGAUAAAAACAAGCACUACCAUUUUGAAACUUAUGUGACGUUUAAUUUGAUUACUCAUGUUAAUGUUCAAUCAAACAGCCCCUCACCCUCCCCCUCCCUCCUCUCCCACCCCUCACUCGUCCAUUUUAUUGUACGUGAUUAUAAAAUUUCUACAAGUCUUUAAAAAAUUAUUUAAGCUCCCAUCCUAUAGAAAUAGACUACCCAUUAAGCUCCAAAAGAAAAUCGCCCUAAAGAUGCGCUUGGUGACAACAGGGGAGGCCGCCUGAUGUUGAAGCUGUUCGGAGCUUUAUAAAUAGCACAAUUAACGAUAAGAUGACACUUAAGUAAAUUAUAAUUUUGAAUCUUGUUACAUUUAAAUUGACAUUUGAAAAUUAGAAGCUGUGUAUUAGGUCAAACUGUCAACAUAUUUCAAUUUAAGUCCAAGAAAAACAAAUAUUUCCUCAAAAGAAGGAACAUUAAUAAUUUUUGCGUAGUUUCGCGACACUGAAUUACAGUAUUUACGGCAUCAUACAUAGCGCGAUAGCCUACUGGUGCUCUAUCGUGGUCCCAUUUGGUUCGUCAGACCUAGGCCCCAUGCUGAUGGCCGUAUUCCUAACGCCCCGCACUAGAUGCGGCAUAUUAGUCGGCAGGCAAUUUGUGGCAAGCCUUUUUGACGGGGAUAAUGUGUUGAGGCCGUUUUGCCAAACGUCUCAAACUAGCAGGUUUGCAACAUUUAUGAGCAUUCGUAUUGAGCAAGUAGACAAGUUGCUUGCAGUAAAAAACUAAAAAAGAUGGCAGCUGGAGGUACCAAGAGUGGCAGCUGUGUGGAGCAAGGAAAAGUUCAAGUCUGCAUUUGUGUACUGUGUGGGCUGCCCACUGCAGGCAAAACAUCCUUGCUCAACUCUCUCAAACUCAGCCUGCAGACACUAGAGCAGGUUGGGCAGCUCAAGUUUGCUGUUGUUGGCAUUGAGUACGACUCACUCUUAUCUGUAUCAGAGCAUCAGGAGGUGAAAGAAUGGAAACUUGCUAGGCGCCAAGUUUUAACAUUAGUUAGGAAUUUGAUUCCUGUGCUACGCCAGCAGACUAUUUCAAUGGAGUGUCCAGAUGGUGUGUCAUGUGAGACAUGGUCCAAGUUUGGGCCAGUGCUCCAGGAAGUGACCAGACUGUGGAAUCCUGGGAUAACUCAGGUACUUGUUGUCAUUGACGACAACAUGUAUCUGCGCAGCAUGAGAUAUGAAUAUUUCCAACUGUCUAGGGAAUUAUCAACAGGCUUUUGUCAGGUGUAUCUGGAGCAUGGUGUAGCUGAGGCUAUCAGAGCCAACCAAACAAGAGGCUCAGUGGGGGUCACAUGUGCUAGCAUCCAGAGGAUGGGCCAAAGCCUGGAGCCUCCAGAUGGCUCUAGGUUCUGGUGGGAGAAACAGAGCAUAACCCUGCAGCCUUUUACAGAGGGUCACAUUCAGAAAGUGGCCUCCCUUGUACAAACAGCAUUAGAGAAGCCCAGUCAGGCAGUUGAAGAGAGGGGAGCUGCCCCUGUCCAUAGUGAGCUUCACAAGGCUGAUCUAGUGCUGAGGAAAUGUGUCUCAUCAUGGUUGGCAGAGUGUCAACAAUCAGAGAGGAAAGAAACCUUGCAGCAGCAGAGUAAAAAGGCCCAUGAGAUCAAGGUCAAGGUCCUGACUGCAUUACGCAACUCUAGUACAUCCAGAGGGCUAGAUGAUGAACAGAUUCAAGCUUUGUUUUACUCUCUUGUCAAUCAUACAUGACUAGCUCCAACAUCCAGAGGGCUAGAUGAUGAACAGAUUCAAGCUUUGUUUUACUCUCUCGUCAAUCAUACAUGACUAGCUCCAACAUCCAGAGGGCUAGAUGAUGAAGAGAUUCAAGCUUUGUUUUAUUCUCUUGUCAAUCGUACAUGACUAGCCCCACCCUAGUGAGAGAGCCAUCCUACAUAUGGACAUACAUCUACUGGCAAAGCAAGAGAAAACUCAGGUUGUGAAUAGUGUAGAACAGAAUGUAUUGAAUCAAUGCGCCACUAUUCCAGUCCAUGUUUGAUCCUGUACUUGAGUCGGGCUGUGUCCAGCAUCACUUGCUUGCGCUCAGCAAAUGAGAGCUGACGGGCGCUGGCAGCUGCCUCAAACUUGCUGGCUUUAAAUGACUGAGGCUGA